Molecule: messenger RNA, 4603 nt
Organism: Nomia melanderi (Alkali bee)
Lineage: Eukaryota; Metazoa; Arthropoda; Insecta; Hymenoptera; Halictidae
Product: monocarboxylate transporter 12-like
Biological process (GO): monocarboxylic acid transport; transmembrane transport
Molecular function (GO): monocarboxylic acid transmembrane transporter activity
Source: RefSeq, a predicted model, not a curated record
UUUAGUUAGUUUCCACGCAUGGAAACUUGCUCGAUUAUUUCAUCGACUAUUGAACGCCAAUCAUUAUGCGCCUCCUUUCAUUGCAUUUUACGUAGCAACAUUGUGCUUUCUAUAAAUCGAAUGACUAAUUGGAUGUUUUUUAAUACGUCGCUUUUCCGAACUCUCAUAGACACAGUGAAAAGGAUCCGUGACCUUUAUUUUGUCAGGUCACGUGAAAUGUAAACAUUUCGGAUUUUUAAAAGGACGACGACCUGUGAUUCAUUGGAUUUCUUUUUGAAUUAUGUUAAUAUUUUUAGUGGAAUCACCGGAGGCUGAUAACCGCCUCACUGAUAAUGAAAUAUCGUCCGGUCGCGGUAACCCACGAGCAUUUUCGUAGCCGUGUGUAUAGUCACCAGCUUGAAAGUGGCCUGUGUUGUUCGUUGCGGUCGCCAAUUGCUGUGUGUAGAUUUCCAUGGGCUGGAAGAACAAAGAGGGGCAGGAAAGAACGAAUCGGUUUGCCGUCAAGUGACAGUGUCUCAUCGGCCAUAACCGAGGCGAGAAGCAAGGAAAACCGAACCAGUCUAUCGGAAUUAUGUAUCGGUUCGUUAAGCAGUGAAUGAAACGUCAAUAGUGAUAAAAAAGAUGACAAACGUUGGAGAUGUUAAGAAGAAAGCACCUGACGGCGGCUGGGGAUGGCUCGUUUGCCUUGGCACCAGUUUAAUAACGUUAUCGUUGAGGUCUUUGGAUCCAUCGUUUGGUCUCCUUUUCCAUGACCCUUUGGAAGAACUGAAUAUAGAUUCUACAGGUGCGUCAUUAAUAAUGAGCAUCCUUGACGCCAUCGUCAAUUUUUCAGGUCUUUUUAUAGGGCCGUUAUUGAAAAGAUUUUCUUACCGAAAAGUUGCUUUCUUCGGAUCCCUUCUAAGCUGUACUGGACUGAUAUUAACAUCCCGGGCUAAUAGCAUGCUCCACAUUAUAUGUACUUAUAGUAUUUUAGGAGGUCUAGGAACAGGUCUAGCGAUAGCUUCGUCUUUUGUUGCAUUGAAUACGUUUUUCGAUAAAAAGCGAGGCCAAGCAGUCGGAUUUUCCAUGGCAGGAACCACACUAGCUAUGAUGCUAGUGCCACAGCUGAUACACGUUCUUCUGGAUUCCUAUGGAUUCCGAGGAGCUAUGCUGAUCAUAGGGGGAUGGGCACUGCAUUCUGUAGUUGGCGCUUGUCUGUUACGGCCUUUAAAAACCGACGAUGAAAAAGCUGUUAAAGAGAUCGCUGAUAAACCACACGAAAGCGAUACACUGUUACAAAAGAAUAGCAAUGGAGUGACAGAAGAAGUAAGAAAUGACGGAGAUCCUUCAAAAACCGAGACUCCGAUAAAGAACGAAGCGAAACACAAGAAAAAGCGUGAGUCAUAUCUGAGCAAGAUAAAGGAAACCUUGGAUUUAGAUCUUCUUAAAAAUGGCGUUUACCUGAACGUGAUCAUCGGUUUAAGUUUGUAUUAUGUAGCUGAAUCAAAUUUCAAACUGAUGACUCCAUUCUUUUUAUCUAGUAUAGGAAUGUCAAACGUGGAAGUCGCCUUUUGCUUGUCGAUAACAGCAUUUACUGACAUUAUUGCUCGAAUUGUACUGCCAACCAUCUUCGAUAGAUUAGGAUUUAAGAAGAGAUCCGUGUUCUGGGUGUUCUGUUUUCUGGUCGGCAUUGGACGAUCCGUUAUGGCAGCCCAGUCGAAAGGAAUAUGGAUGAUAGUGACCUUCGUGGUAAUAGGAUUCUUACGUGGCGCCACUUUGGUUAAUUUAAAUCUUAGCGUCUCUGAGUGUUGCACGUUAAAAAAAUUGCCAAGUGCGUUUGGAAUGUUUAUGGUAUCCAAAGGCGUGUUUGUUAUAAUAAUGAGUCCUUUUAUCGGUUACAUCAGAGAUGUCAGCCAAAGUUACAGCCUUUGUAUACACUUCAUGACGCUGAUGAUAAGCGUUACCUUCAUCACAUGGAGUUUGGAAUUCAUUUAUACUGCAUUUAGAAAAAGAAGAUCACAUUUAUCUCAGAAGAACAGAGCGAAAACCGAAGAGAUAUAAUUUUCACAUCUAAGUAGUGAGGUAGUGAGAAAUAAAUAGUCAAUGGAAUCAUUAAUGCAAUCACUCGUUCUCGACAUUUCUGAAUGUUUGGUAUUGCCAUCGCUACAUUUCUCUUAGCAUUUGUUUAAUCAAGUUGUUCCGAAUAUAUAUUUCAACAGAACAUAGCGACGAAAUGUGAUAGUUUAACACGUCAACUAUUCACCGAGUUUCGUACGCUUUACCAUAUACAUAGAUACCAUAUGCGAUAGAAUUUAGACGAAUAAUUCUAUAAAUUAACGAUUCCUUGUCGUUUUUCAUGACCUUGAAAUACGCUGUCAGGAACGUAGCUCUAAGCAAGUAUUUCUUAUACAUACAUGUUACCGCCGAUAGACCUUAGAUUCUUAGAUAUUCGCAAAAAACUUUCACUACUAUUUAGAAGUGUCGUCUAGAAGUGUUUUAAACAACUUUUAUACUAUAACUCUCUAUAACCGCCACGCGGGCUUCACAAAACAAAAAUGGAAAAAAGUGACAUGGUGGUACGCAUUGAUUUUGAAAAUUUCCCAUUAAAUGCAGAAUCAAAUAAACCUCAUAGUAUACAUUUUACUUCAUUAUGACAAUCUAACGAAUAUGUGAAAUAUGAAAUAGCAUGUUCUUAAAGUAAUCUUUAUUAUUACUGAAAUCUUUAUGUUUAUUUCAUGGUACUAAAUCCAGUAGUAAGGAGUCUUAUUUUAACACUUAGGCAACCGCCUAAAAAGAACUAUAAAUACAACCUCUUUUAUUAUCUUCAAUUGAACUCAUUCAAUUAAUUUGGUUAAAAACUUCGUUUUGUAAAAGUAAGAACCGUAUUUGAUGAAUUGCGAAUAAUCCCACUUCAAGACUUCGUAAACAACAAAAGAAAAGAUAAACAGAAUAAAAGGCAAUACGUUGCUAAGUGGAAAUUGGGAGAUCUCCCCAUUCGGUUGGUUAAGUGUUAAAUAUAAAAAGUUAAAAAUCAAUUCAACGCUCUGACGAUCAAAUGAAACAAACAUUCAGAAAGUGUAUUUAAUCAAUUUAAUCAAUGAACGGCCCGAAUGUCGCUUUUUAUCCUGUUCAACUGAUCUCGUACGAGAAAAGCCAUGGAUACGCGAAUAACGUGGUUACUCCCGUUCUGUUUCUCUCGCUAGAUCUCUUAUACGAAAACCUGUUGACUAAUAAGCAUAAGUAGAAAUAGUUGAAAUAAUUCAUAAUACGCUAUGCCAAUGAAGUAAUAUUAUCAUAAUUUUACUGUACAGUCUUAUUUUUCGAGAAACCCUUCAUAGAUUUCUCAUUUACAGAGGCGUGACCCUCCAGAAGCGAAAGUUAUCAUUGAAACUUUUAGAAGUAAUAUGUAAAUUCCGCAACAGCAUAAAUGAAAACGUUGAAUGGCGUGAAUGUUCUGACACUCAAUGUAUAAAUGGCGCCACGGGGGUCAUCAAUGACCUCCAAUCAAAUCAGUUACAACAGUUCAUUCAAUUAAACGAUAAUACUCAUAAACUUUACGAUUUUAUUAAUGAUGUCAUGUACACCAAUGGCAUUCGGCAAGAUAAAUACGCAGAAUACGAUAAUACGGUACCGUUGAAUUGUUUCACAUAUUUUACCAUUAUACACAGAGUGUUCAUAAAAAUCGGGCAUACGAUUUUUCAGGCAUUUCCAUCAACGCAUGUUUCAAACAAAAGUUGUUUUUACCCUCAAGUUAGAGCUAUAAGAUUAGGAAAGAAAAAACCAAGUCAUUUCAAAACAUCAAGGUGACCUUGAUUUUAUUUUAAAGUAAAAGUUUUUUAACAGUUUUGCAUAUUAUUGAUUGUAGCUCACUUUAAAUGCAACAACUUCUGUUUGAAACAUUUUUUGAUUACACAAACGAAAGUUUUUUUAACGUGUACGUCAAUUUGAUGAAUAUACUCUGCAUAUACAUUUUGUUCAUUGAAAAUUUCAGCGCCGUCGCAAACAUAGCAAAAUUGUCUGACAUUCAAUGUUUUAAGAAUGCAUUUUGUUAUAAUUAGGUAUAAUUAUCACCAAUGAUCAUUGACGCAUCAUAAUGUAUUCGAUUGGUAUUACAAUGACUGUUGAUUAACAUACGUUUUCUUUUAUAUCGUUUUCCAGCUAUUUAUAUCAUUGACAUUAUUAUUAUUAAUGACAGUUGUCGUUAAUGUUUAAGACAUGAUUGAAAUUAUAUGUGUAUGAUAUGUUAUAUGAUAUGUAUAUGAGGCAAGUUACAAAUAACUAUCGUUACAGUUGAGAAAGUGACUAUCAGACUCUCUGACAUAGAUAUUAGGCACAAGUGAUGUUUAGGCUAUGUGAAGAAAAGGUCAAUAAAACAAAGGAACGUAAUUGUAAGGUCAGUGGUUCAUACUGAUCGCAUAGUCAAUAUAAUGGUCGUUUAAUAUCCAUAAAUAUUACGAUCGUAUGACUAAUUGUUUAUAUGAUACUUUCUAAGAUGUUAUUCUAAUAACAUAGUUUUACGAAAAAAUGAUAACUGCACACGAACCUGCACUAUCACUCGGUUCUUGUACUGUAUCAAAGAUCAUUUUAUCCCUUGUAUUAAGAUUAUUAGAAAAGAAAGUGAUAA